Molecule: messenger RNA, 847 nt
Organism: Aspergillus caelatus
Lineage: Eukaryota; Fungi; Ascomycota; Eurotiomycetes; Eurotiales; Aspergillaceae
Exons: 1
Coding region: 417-665 (82 amino acids)
Source: RefSeq, a predicted model, not a curated record
CACAUCGCCAGCGUCUCCAAGUUUAUCAUAGAGCGAUUUGAGUCCUUGGCUAUUGAGUCCAUAGAUCUUCUUCAAUGCCUUGGAAAUCGAAGAUCCACCGAGUCCUAGCUCCAACUCAUCGUACGGUGGAGAGAUUGAGUUGGUUGCUAGCCAUACUGCGGGGAGGACACUCGAAGGGUCGGUUUCAAUGAGCACCCGCAGGAAGUUGACAAGUGUGUCUACAAUUUUAAUGCGACUUGUCGUGGCAUUGGCAAGUACAAAGGCUCUGGUUAAGAGGGCAUAUGAAGCAUCGCCACCUGUGGCAGCCCAGUGCCCUUUUAACUCCUCUGCAUAUUUCGUCGAGUCGAACGUUAAGGGACUCUGAUCAAAAGGCACUGCAAGAGAAACGGUAUCUUCUGUGCCGGUAGAAGACUGCAAUGAUAGUGUAUUUCUCUUCUGUGUCUUGUUUGGCGUCUGUUCAUCUUCGUCUUUGGCGUUCGACGGCGUCGAGAUGGGCUCACCAGUUGGUGUCUCAGUUUCUGAAGCCGGGGCAGCAUCUUGCUGAUUCCAUUCUUCUUGGAGCUUGCGGGCCAGAGCUUCAUCGGACAGGGUUUGAUCUGUAUCUUCAGACACCGUUGACGGAGUCUGCUCCGCCUUAUCAGCUUGCUUGGCUGCUUGGCCUUUGAAGAAUGACGCUAUGCUUCGAUUGCGUUGGGGGGAUGAGACUGGGACAUCUCUCUUGCGCUUUUUGGCCGGACUAGACAUGUUGUGCUUGAGUUGGACAGUACCCUUGACGUUAUGUAUAUUGUAUUCGUCCGAGUAAUGGGCGCCAUGGUGGCCAAUUCGUUGACAGAAACAGGUGAUGACG